This is a messenger RNA of Neoarius graeffei (lesser salmon catfish), 6067 nucleotides long. RefSeq names its product TBC1 domain family member 9B. NCBI's taxonomy places the organism in Eukaryota, Metazoa, Chordata, Actinopteri, Siluriformes, Ariidae. Gene Ontology annotation, molecular function: calcium ion binding. The coding region runs from base 139 to 3807 and encodes 1222 amino acids. The record is from RefSeq and is a predicted model, not a curated record. The transcript is spliced from 23 exons.
UCUCCUGCUCUCGCCCAUGUAGAUACAAACACAAACAGGAGGCAGCGAGCAGUGUUUGUGCUGCUGGUUUAGUUUUUAAACUCAUGUAAAAGGGACUCGGAGGGCGCGAUUUAUAGGAAGAAUUUAUCCGCCAUUAGGAUGUGGAUCAGUCCGGAGGAGGUGCUGCUUGCUAACGCUCUGUGGGUGAGUGAGAGGGCCAAUCCCUUCUUCAUCCUGCAGAGGAGGAAGGGACACGGCAAAGGAGGAGGCAUCACCGGUCUUCUGGUUGGGACUCUGGAUGUUGUGUUGGACUCCAGUGCUCGUGUGGCUCCAUAUCGAAUCCUUCACCAGACAGGAGACUCUCAGCUCUUCUGGAGCAUUGCCUGUGGCUCAUCUCGCAAGGAGAUAACAGAACACUGGGAAUGGCUGGAGGCUAAUUUACUGCAGACCCUCUCCAUUUUUGAAAACGAUGAAGACAUCACUACUUUUGUCAAGGGCAAGAUACAGGGCAUCAUUGCCGAGGAGAAUAAAAGCCGUCAGACGCAAGAAGACGAGGAUUGUGGGAAGUUUCGGGAGGCGGAGCUGAAGAUGCGGAAGCUGUUUGGGAUGCCGGAGGAGGAGAAGCUGGUGAACUAUUACUCGUGCAGCUACUGGAAGGGUAGAGUGCCACGUCAGGGCUGGCUCUACCUCUCUGUCAAUCACCUGUGCUUCUACUCCUUCCUGCUUGGAAAAGAGGUGACAUUGAUAGUACAGUGGACGGAUGUGACUCAAUUAGAUAAGAAUGCCACACUGUUAUUCCCUGAGAGUGUGCGUGUGAGCACUCGGGACACAGAGCACUACUUCUCCAUGUUCCUCAAUAUCAACGACACGUUCAAACUGAUGGAGCAGCUGGCUAAUAUCGCCAUGAGACAGCUGCUGGAUAAUGAAGGCUUCUCGGCAGACCAGUCGCUCCCCAAACCCUGCAAGACCCUCAAAAAUGUUUCUGCACUCAAAAGGGACCUGGAUGCACGGGCGAAAAACGAGCGAUACCGAGCUCUGUUCCGCCUGACGAAGGAUGAGCGGCUAGACGGUCACACAGACUGCACUCUGUGGACGCCCUUUGCUAAGAUGCAUGUAGUUGGACAGAUGUUUGUCUCCAACAACUACAUCUGUUUCGCCAGCAGAGAGGAGGACUUGUGUCAACUUAUCAUACCGCUUCGGGAGGUGUCAAUAGUAGAAAAAGCUGACAGCAGCAGUGUUUUGCCUAGUCCUCUCUCCAUCAGCACUAAAAACAAGAUGACCUUUCUGUUUGCCAACCUCAAAGAUCGUGACUUCCUUGUUCAGCGCAUCUCGGACUUCCUGCAGCGAACGCCUGACAGACUCUGUAGCAUGACUGGGCAAUCUGAGAGUCCAAGCCCCAGCACCUCUCCUUCCCUCCCUCCAACACCACCAGUGCUGGGGUCAAGUGAGGUCACUCAGGAUCGCUGCUACAGCUCCAGCCUCCCCACGGCCAAGCAGGGUCUACUCCACAUCUACCAGAAGGGCUGUCCUGAAGACCUGGGACCCAAAGCGACAAAAGAGAAAAUGAAGGAAGAGUCCUGGAAUAUCCAUUUCUUUGAGUUUGGACGAGGUGUGUGCAUGUACCGCACGUCAAAGACACGGGACCUGGUACUAAAAGGGAUUCCUGAGAGUCUGAGAGGAGAGCUGUGGUUACUUUUUUCAGGUGCUCAGAAUGAGAUGGUGACACACCCAGGUUACUAUGCAGAGCUGGUGGAGCAGGCCAUGGGCAAGUGUACUCUAGCUACAGAGGAGAUCGAGAGAGACUUGCAUCGCUCCAUGCCUGAGCACCAUGCCUUCCAAAAUGAGAUGGGCAUCGCUGCUCUGCGACGGGUACUCACUGCAUACGCAUACCGCAACCCAGGCAUUGGCUACUGCCAGGCCAUGAAUAUAGUGACGUCAGUGUUGCUGCUGUACUGUACUGAAGAGGAGGCGUUCUGGCUGCUGGUGGCUUUGUGUGAACGGAUGCUGCCUGAUUAUUACAACACCAGAGUUGUAGGAGCGCUGGUGGAUCAGGGUGUGUUUGAGGAGUUGACACGGGAGUGUUUGCCACUGCUGUAUGAGCACAUGCAGGAGUUGGGCGUGAUCUCCACCAUCUCCCUGUCCUGGUUCCUUACACUCUUCCUGUCCGUCAUGCCAUUCGACAGUGCUGUGUUGUUGGUGGACUGCUUCUUCUACGAGGGAAUCAAAGUCAUCUUUCAGGUAUCAUUGGCUGUGCUACACGCUAACAUGGAGAAGUUGUUAAACUGCACAGAUGAGGGAGAGGCCAUGACCAUACUCGGAAGAUAUCUGGAUAACGUUGUGAACAAACAGACUGUGUCUCCACCCAUCCCCCACCUGCAUGCCCUGCUAACCAGCGGAGAUGAGCCACCACCUGAGAUUGACAUAUUUGAACUCAUUAAGACGUCCUAUGAGAAGUUUGGAAGUCUACGUGCUGAUGUCAUUGAGCAGAUGAGGUUCAAACAGAGGUUAAAGGUCAUACAGUCUUUAGAGGAUACGGCUAAGAGGAGUGUGGUGAGAGCCAUCAUGACUGACUCGGCCUUCAGUAUUGAAGAGCUGGAGGAACUGUAUGUUCUAUUCAAGGCCAAGCACAUCAUGAGCUGCUAUUGGGGUGCAAGUAGCACUGCUGCAGAGCGUCAUGACCCGAGUUUGCCCUAUCUGGAGCAAUACCGGAUCGACUGUGGGCAGUUCAUUCAGCUUUUCUCAGCCUUGGGCCCUUGGAGUUGUGGCAUGCACACUUCCACACUCGCUGCCCGCUUAUUUCGCCUGCUUGAUCAGAACAAAGACUCCCUCAUCAACUUUAAAGAAUUUGUCACAGGCCUGAGUGGGAUGUAUCAUGGUGAUAUGACUGAGAAAAUGAAGUUGCUGUAUAAAUUACAUCUGCCUCCAGCUUUGUGCCCAGAAGAGGCGGAGUCUGCACUUGAGGCCACUCACUUCUUUACUGAUGACAUGCCACAGGAUCCUCAAUCCUUGUCUCAUCUCGACUUCCUGGUCCAGGAAGUCACCUCAGGUGAGGAGGUGAAGGAGGUCGUGGAUGCAGGAGGAGAUUCUGAAGAGAAGAAAGAUGAAAAAGUAAAGGACUAUAAAUAUUACUUGAGAAUGUGGGCGAAGGAAAGGGAACCCAAGAAGGAGACCAUCAAAGAUCUGCCCAGAAUGAACCAGGAGCAGUUUAUCGAGCUGUGCAAGACUCUGUAUAAUAUGUUCAGUGAGGACCCUCUGGAGCAGGAGCUCUAUCAUGCCAUUGCUACAGUGGCCAGCUUAUUACUGCGCAUUGGAGAAGUGGGUAAGAAGUUUACCAACAACGGCAGCAAGAAGUGUGACGUCCAGACUCAGCCAGUGGUAGAGACUUCAGGAAAAGAGGACAGUUUUGGAGAAGCUUCUUGUGGACAAUCUCUGGUGUCAAAGGCCCUGGCAGAAGCCCAGCUGGAGACUCUGCCUCCUCCAGCCAAUGGGUCAGAUGAAGAUGUGAAAGACGAUACGUCCAUUUCAUCCUACUCUGUGGUCAGUGCCGGUUCCCUGCAGUGCGAAGACAUUGCAGAUGAUACAGUUCUAAUCGGUUGUGGAGUGGCUGGAGGUGGGAGUGACAGUAGGCGUGGCAGUGCUCCAGAUGGCGAUUGGUCGAUCUCAUUUGAGCAGGUGCUCGCAUCGUUGCUAACCGAACCGGCUCUGGUAAACUACUUUGAGAAGAAGCAUGAUAUCAUGAGCAAGGUGGCUAUCUGUAAGGCUCAGAGGGCUGUAGAAAGACAGAUCAGUUCGUCCAGUGACCAUGAGCUAGCUCAACUCUCCACCUAAAGUUUCAGCUAAUGGCUGCCAUUAAUAAAGGCACAUUCACUAUAAUUUAGAGAUCUGACUCCAUCACUAGUGCAUUAAUGAUCAUGCACUCACUCAUCACUUUUAGACCGUACAGCGAAGUCUAUAUGUCUGUACUCUUGCUCAUGCGGCCUUUGUCCUUUCAGGUUGAAUAGGUGAACGUGGUUUUUCUGCUGUUUGCAUGUUAUCUGUUGGUUUGCUACUCUUGAAUCAGAGUCCAGCCUUCAGUCAGUGCACUCACAUUUUAUGUCGACCAACAUUGAGUUUUUGUUUGUUUGUUUUUGUUUACCUCUGACUAGGCUAUGUGGCAUCAUACCAGUAACUUGAGUUGAAGCCUUAUCUGGACCUGCAUAUUCUUCAAUUUUGAGUCUUUUUGAAGGAUCGUUAUCGCCUAAAUUAGAAUGGGGAAAAAAAUUGACCAGCACACUACCUUGUUCAGAUGUGUAAUAUGAAUAGUAAGCUUGAUCUUUAUUCCCUAUAGUCUGAAAUCUUCAAAGUAGUCUUGCACUAAGUGUCUCAUAUUCAGACUGUGGUUUUAAAAUAAGAAGUGUCCUUUGUCAGAACAGCAUUUGCUGAAAUCCAUCCCCCCUUCCCCCCCUUAUUCAAAGUAUAUCACUGCUUAACUGAAUCGGCUUGUCAAUGUGGGGAAAAAAAAACCCUUGAGGAAUGAGGGACACCAAAAAGUUUAGCUUCUCUGCCCUGUGUACAAUCUUGGUCAUUCCGUUGUGGUGAUUGUUUUAGUGGUUCACCAGUCAAACCCCCUUAGAAUCAUUAUGAUAACUGACCUCUUUUAGAUAUUGCAAGAACUCUUACAUUGGGAUUAACGUCCCAGCUUUUAUUUCAGCUAAAAUGACUAAAUCGCUUUAGUUUCAAUAUUAUUCUUAAAACAUUCAGACAUCACGCAGGUACAGUAAAAAGUGGCUAAAUGUUAUUAACUGUAAUAUCUAAAGCUAUUUGGCUGCCAUUCAGUCAGGCUAAAAGCUAAUAUAUAACCAGCUGUCAGCCCCGUGUUCUCCCAUCCUUGAUUAAGUUAAUAGAGGCAGUAAGACAGUAACUUUGGCAUUUGCUUUCCAGAUGUGCAGUAUUUCUGCUAAGCAGUAGCUAAUGGUUGUUUGUUGGUAACAGCUGAAUAUUUUAUUGCUGAAUGUAAGUGUAACAAUGUUUUUACUGUCACAUAACUCUACUCUGCUUUUGGUUUCCCCCCCAUAUAAUUUUAAUUGUUGCCUUUUGUACAAAAUAAACAGGUUUAAAUAGACCUCAAUGCAAUUCACAUAUGCGUUUUAUAUGCCAAAAUGUAGGGCUUAAUUGCGAUUAUUAGUUCUUGGAAGCUAUACUUUCUGCUAGCGUUUAAACUUCCUCCUAUAACUGAGGCCAACAAAUAGACAUUCCUGAUGCACAUUACAGCUCAGAAUCGGAUGUUUUCAAAAACAGCAGCGUGAAUAUCCCUGUUUUGUUUCCAGUAUUAAGCAGAAGAAGCCUGUUCAGUCUACGUCACUUUUCGAACACUAAUUUCUACAAAUUUCAACCGCUCCUCGUUUCAGUUUCUAACUAUUCAUGUCGUGCAUAAAGAUGAGUUUGCAAACAUUUUGUGUUCUGCCAGACAUCUGGGCCUGCUUCAGUUUAAUCUAACUGCUUCUUGUUUAGUUAUUUAGUCUUGCUGCAUAUCCAUAUCUCAGGUACUAUUGAGCUUUAACUGGUAGGUUGUUGAGAAGAAAUGGCAAGAAUGCUCACACUUCACCAGAGCAAAUGAUACUCGGUCAAAAUAAAAAGAUUCAGAACGCAGUGGAAGGUCAGAUGCUGUUUCACAAUUCUGGAUCUGGGAAAAUGGGAACCAAGGGGGGGAACCCACACCUACUAUAAUUUGCAGGCAAUGAUCGAUGCAUAUCCACUAAAAAGUCCUGUAAUUCUCCUCAGCAUGUGUAAACGUACAGUCCAGUCAGAUCCCAAUGAAACAUGUCUAUUCUGUUGCUGUGUGUGAGAGAACUAUAUUGUAAAUGGCUUUCAACACAGAGCAAGUGUUUUCCAUUAUAAUUUUCAUGCUUCACUGUGAUCGUACCCAGUAUCAUUGGCUUCAAAAUAAGCUUAAUAAUGCACAUUUCUAUGAUUUGUCUACUUCCUUGUCCUGGAUUUCAUGUUUUAAUUUGCUUCGAUAUAUUGUAUAAUAGAUUUCUGUCACAAUAAUACCUACAGUAUUUAAUCCAUACCUAGUUAUUUGCUCAUUUAAACUGUUUUUAAAAUUUGU